AUGAGUGCUUUACAAAUCGGUGGUGGAGGCAGUAGAGGACCUGAUUCGCAGCCCCAUCUGACCUUGCAAACAAACACUGGAGAGCAUAUCACGGUACCGUUAGACGUCCAUCAAGGCUCGCGCCAGGCUGACGAGAAGCGACAUCGCAAUGCAGGAGCCUCGGCCAGGUUUCGAGCCCGGAAGAAGGAGAGAGACAAGGAUUUAAGAGAAAAUAUGCAGCGGCUGGAGAACGAGAACCGGGAGUUGAGCAGGCAAAACCAUGAUUUGCAGGCCGAGCGCGACUACUACCGUAACGAACGAAACAGGCUGCGGGACGUGGUCCUACGAACCCCAAGCAUCAGAGAGCACGCAGAGCAAGGUCCCCCAAGCCCCCAGCCAGUGCGCACUGCCGCUUCUGGAGCUGCGGAAGGAUCAUUUGCGGGCUCUUUUGUUGCGGGCGGUAGUUCUGCUACGACGUCUCCGUCGAUGGCCCACCAGCAGCGUUCACCGCCAUACGCAGACGAGCCCCUCGAAAGACCGAGCAGGCGGCGCAGAACAGACCCGACUGCUGCCGACUUCUCACCCGCCCCUUAUGCCAUGCGUCCAGCACAACCCCCAGGAUCCUUACCUCCUAUCGUCACUCAAGGGUACACAGGACCGAUAUCAUCGGCCCCCCCAAGCGCCAGACUCCCCCCUCUUCGCUUUGACCAGCCCGCAUCCUCUCCGACGACUGUGCCGCCUCCAGGCCUUGAAUCGCAAACCACUCCACUGCCGCUUCACACACAGUACUAUGGGCGACCACCGCCACAUGAGAUGGGAUGGGCGACGGGGGCGCGAGAACCACAGGAUCCCUCCAGACGAUGA
Molecule: messenger RNA, 843 nt
Organism: Diaporthe amygdali
Lineage: Eukaryota; Fungi; Ascomycota; Sordariomycetes; Diaporthales; Diaporthaceae
Exons: 1
Coding region: 1-843 (280 amino acids)
Biological process (GO): regulation of DNA-templated transcription
Molecular function (GO): DNA-binding transcription factor activity
Source: RefSeq, a predicted model, not a curated record